GUAAACGUGGACAAACUCCUCAGAUGAGAAGACUUCAUGAGCAUGAUCGUCGUCUACAGUGUGAAGUGUCACGAAUGUUAUCAGCUCAUGAAUGUCAACAAGCUGUACUGGAGCGUCGUAUUGAAGCCGUAGCAGCAGCCGAAUGUCGACUCAAGGAAUUCCUGUUACGUCAGGAAAACGUGAAGCAGGAACGCAGUAAAGUUCCAUCAGAAGUCAAUAAUCCUGAAGGUGAGGUAGCAUCGUUGUGUUGUAACGACCAGUCGUAACCAGUUGGGAACAGGUUUGAGGUGUGAGGACAAACACUCACUUCGGAUGA
Trichobilharzia regenti is the source of this 316-nucleotide messenger RNA. The record is from the annotation of a GenBank genome assembly. Lineage: Eukaryota; Metazoa; Platyhelminthes; Trematoda; Strigeidida; Schistosomatidae.